Messenger RNA from Morchella importuna, 711 nucleotides. RefSeq lists its product as uncharacterized. The record is from RefSeq and is a predicted model, not a curated record. The transcript has 4 exons. Bases 1 to 711 code for a protein of 236 amino acids. Gene Ontology annotation, cellular component: endoplasmic reticulum membrane; endoplasmic reticulum. Lineage: Eukaryota; Fungi; Ascomycota; Pezizomycetes; Pezizales; Morchellaceae.
AUGAAGUUCCUCUCAGCCCUCCUUCCGCUCCUUACCCUUGGGCUAGCUUCGGCUGCCGAUGUCGCCAGUGAGCAGCCUGCCGCCGCCGCCACCCCGGAGAAGGUUGUCAAGGCUCUGAACGUGUCGCUCGGUGUGCAGUUCGUUGAUGCUGUCCCCGAGUUCGGCAUCAAGGCGAUCAAUGGCAUCCCAACAAAGUUGAACCUCCACAUUGUGAACAACGAGCCGGAGGACAUCCGUGUCCAGCUCAUCCAGGGCUCGCUAAAGACCCCCAAGGGUGUCGAAUUGAGGAAUUUGACGGCUUCGAAGGUCGGGGUAAAGCUCGGGAAGGAUCAGGCGAUUGAUUUACCAUAUCAGACCUCCGAGGGUUUGGCCGUUUCCCAGUCUGCGUUCAAUCAGACCAUCUCGAUCGUUGAGGCACCCACCUCGCUCUUUGACCCCCAGGUUCUUUUCUUGUACCUCCUUCUCGCAGCCGGUUUCGGUGCCUCAGGCUACUUUGUCUACAACACCUGGCUCGCUAGCGUCAUCCCCAAGACCAAGCGCUCCGGUACCGACCAGGUCCGCCUUGUCCGCCCCGCCCCCACUCUUGCCGCCACCAGCGCGGGCUCAUACGAUGAGAGCUGGAUCCCGGAGGGCCACAUCAAGAAGCCUGCUACUACCCGUGCCAGAAGUGGAACCCCCAAGGGUGCCAAGAACAGGAAGGGUGGUGAGUAA